GCAGGGUUAUCAGGCUGGUAUCUUGUAAUAUAAAAAGGAAACGCACUGCAAUUGCGAAUUAGUCUUUCACCAUGAGACAACCAUUGCUGCUCGUCGCAAGUCUGCUUGCCUGUUUCGCAUUGGCGAGGGCGCUACCAGGUCUUUUUCCUCGAGACCAAGUCACAACGUACAAGUACUAUGCGGAUGUAAAAGCAGGAAAUAUUGAACCCGUUCCUUAUGCUUCUCAAUUCGUAAUUGGCGGUGUCAUGCAUGUGACACCUCAUCUCAGUGAUCCGAGUCUGAAGAAUGCCUUUCACAUUACUCUCAAUGUUACACACGGUGUUCGAAAUGGCGAGAUUCAACAUUUCGAAAAAAUUACGGAUCAUAUGCUUCCUGUUCCCGAUGUCGCCGAAGUGAUCAACGAUCCCUUUAUCGUCAUUUUUGAUGACGACGGCAAGGUGAAAGGCUUGAUGGUGCAUGAGCAGGAAGCUGGAUGGUCUCGAAAUAUGAAGCAAUCGAUUGCUUCCAUGCUUCAGUUGGACCUUUCCUCGAUGCAUCUUGAAAUGCCCAUAAAGUCGCAUGGUUUUCUUACCAGAGAGAAUUCCAUAUACGGCCAGUGUGCCGUUGCCUACGAUGUCCAUCGUACACUGGACCUUGAAGAGGGACACUUCACUGUGACAAAAAUGAUGAAUCCAUUGAAUUGUGUGAAGUUUGAUCAACAUACCUUUAAUUCCAAGGAGUCUACAGAGAGCUGUUUGAUCGAUGAAGAGGAUGCAAUGUCUGCUGCUAGUCGAAGGGUCUUUCAUAUAAAACAUACCGGAAAAGAUCUUCUGAUUAAGACGUUGGUUGCCCACGGAGUCCUUAAUUAUUUCCCAUGGAAGGCUCAAACCGAAGCUCACUAUAUUCUUGCAAACCAAUCGAUGGAAUUGAUGUCCUUGGUUCCAUUCGAAAAUAAUUUGGUACCCAAGCUGAACGUGACAGGAAUGGUAUUGCUGAACGAUAUUGAGUUCAAAAGAUCACACCAUGGCUAUGCUCUUCGUGCCGGUUUGGAUCUUACCCACGGACGUCACGUCGUUAAUCUUGAUGAUGUGGCUACGCAACUAAUGAAGAUGCUGGGGGAAGCUGUUGACUACAUGACUGAAAAUAAUUUGGAUAUGACAUCGCCGGAAAUAAAACACGGGCAGACAAUAAACCGCAUUUUAAACACAAUAAGUUACAUGGAUCUUGCGUCUCUCGAACAUGUUUUCAACAAUAUUGCAGCAGAUUCCUCUACUAAAGAAGACAAAGUUAGGACAGUAUUCCUGCAUAUGAUCGUUCAUGCAGGAACUGAUGCAACAUGCUUACUUACGCGAAACUUGAUACGAAAACACAAGGUCACACCUCAAAUGGCCAUUUUCAUGUUGAGUAAACUACCGUACAAUAUUCGUGAGCCUACGGAAACGUUGUUGGUAGAAAUGGAGAGUCUGAUCACCCUGGCGGACCCUGGUGAAGCCUCGGACAAGUCAUUGGGAAUCCAUAGGACUGGUAUUCUCUGUUUCGCUACUAUGAUUUACCAGACUUACAAGCACGCAGAGAAGUACCAUCGCAGCAUGGAUCCGGAUCUUGUUAAGCGUUAUGUCAAGCACUAUUACGACCACGUGAUAAGUGAGCCUACCUACGAAAUGAAAAUGGUCUAUUUGCACGCCUUGAGAAAUAUUAGAAUCGGUGGCGCACGGGAGGUUUUAGAACCAAUCAUUCGCGGUGAUUUAAUGAUAUCCGAGAGGCCUGACCAUCUUAGAUUUCAUGCAAUGAUAGUCAAUUUGGAGUCAUCAGAUGACGUUGAGUAUAUUCAUAAUCUCUAUUGGCCAAUUUUGACGAACACGAAAUUACCUGUGGAGUUGAGGGUUUGUGCGUACACCAUUCUGAUCAAACAACCACCCCGUAUGGAAAGGCUGAUGAAUCUUUACUGGUUCAUGGUCUAUGAAAAGAACGAGCAUUUGUACAAUUUUCACUACACGACUAUGAAGAGUUUGUCAAAUACAAUGAGUCCUUGUAUGGCACCUAUGAAGGAAAUGGCUCGUAAACUUUUACGAUUCAUUAGAGUAAGACCAGUCUCUGGCAUACUUACCGGUUCUUGGACUGUUGACUUUGAGAACAGAAAGUUCGGUUUUGGGGAAUCUUUCAACCUAAUGAUGACUGCUGACGAACAUACUGGAUAUCCAUCUUCUGCUGUAAUUGAAUAUAAAACGCUUAACCAUCGCAGGCCUGUGAGCCAUCGAACGUUGUGGCUCCGGGUUGAAGGUGUUGAUGAUGCGAUUGCGAACAUGAUCUGGGGCAGUGCUAUGGACAAACCGUUUAUUCAUAUAGAAGAGAUACACAAUGUAUUGAACAUGGCAAACAAAGACAUGCCGCAGAAGAAGCCAGUACACGUCGAAAUAGCUGUAAUGAUUCAGGACCGUACUAUAUACACCUGUCACUUUGAUGCUAAAGAUUUAACGAACAUGCAAAAUACCAUAAAAAGACUGAUGUCUGAACCUAACGAUUUAUCAUUUGCCAAAAUGCACACCGAAUUUGAUGAACUAUACGUUCAGCAUGUGCCGAAUGACCUUGGAUUGCCAACUGUUUUUCACACUCAAAUUCCCAGCGUGCAGAUAAUGAAUGGAAAGGUUGAAAUCGGUAAUGUUACCGAAUCACCGUUAAACGUGAAAAUUGAAUCUUCCAUAAGACAUUGGCGGCAUGGAUAUUACUCAAUGGAAGUCUACAAUCCAAUUAUAGAUACAUGGCAUGCAAUUCGACGAGUAUCGGCAUUUGAUACCAGUCUACCUAUUGCAGUGAACAUCGGCUAUAACAAAGAAUCCAAAAAUAUUAAAAUAAGUUUGCCUAGACUGCCUCUUACAGAAUAUUCCGUCUCUGGAAUACGGUCACAUGCCAAGAACUACGUGAUGGUGAUUGGAGCUGAAGAAGGCGUGCUCGAGCGGCAUUGUCCAAUGUGUCACCCUGCCGAGCUGAUUACCAGGGGUCUGAAGCAUAAGAAAAACAUAAGCCUAGUGAACGUUGACUCUAAAGAUACAGGACUACAUUUCAGCAUGCACCAGUAUGACUGCGAGCGAAUUAUUCGUCCAGGAUCGAGAUUUGAUAUGGUCUCUGAAAUCUUUAGCAAGGAAAACAAAAACACAAUGGAUAAUUCGCUGCUUCUGGGAGUUAUGACUCUCCGAGAAUACUAUCUCUAUGGACUCAUUAAUCCCGAGCUUGGAACUUGCGGGUAUCUUGCUAAACUGGAACCGAGUAUCGUCUACCCAACUUCUGUGGUUGAUAUAAACAUGCGCGUAAACGUUGAAGAAGCUACACAGAAAACGUUGAACUUAUUCCCUGCGGUAAAGAUGGAUCUCCGUGGAACCCUAGAAGCUAAGACUGUGUCGACGAAUGUUCCGUUAUGUUCUUGGUCUAUAAACGCUAACGCUGCUACCACGCAAGGGCACGUUAAUAAUCAGUUACGAAUUCAAAUGACAAGGACUAUACCAGGACAAAAAGAUCUCAAGAUUUGCAUCGAUGGCCACAAAAUUUAUUCAGGAUCAAAUGUUGACUUCUUGGAUCGAAAUCUGACCAUAAAACAAGAAACGAUUGGUAAACUGACGAUGAAUAUGGGGGAAACGGAGGAUUCUGCGUCGACAGUGUGUGUCCGUGAUGACGCAUCGGUAAUUAUAAAUAUGAAGGGUGAGAUGUCGAGCGAACAAAUCGAAGCGCUGAAGGAUGUAAGUAUUAACGGAAAAUGCCAGAAGGAUAUCGAAAAUCCUGUUUACCUGUACGCCGAAAGUUUCAUGAUACCAAGGACACGCGGCUGUUUAGAUGAAGCCAUUCUCCACUCCUAUCUCCGAAAAUACUCGUACACCGUGCAAUACAAGAAUAUACCUGAGCACCUUAAGAGCAUGAUUUACUGGAUGGACGAUGUGAUCAACGUGAAUCUGUGGCCGUACGCAACACAACAUCCUGCCCAUACAGAAGCUGGCAUAAUAAAGAUAGCCGCGGAAUUUCCUCUGGGUGACGAAGGUAUGAAUUUGGAUGUACGCACUCCCAUGCACGAAAAGAGGUACACCGCUGUUCCUGUAGGUGAAACUAGCAGGUGGAUCGAGAUGUUGGAUAACACUCGUUUCUCCCAAGAUUUCCUGGUCAGAUUGCGAAACAAUAAUAUCAAAUUCUGUACCAUUUAUCCUGAGGUUUUGAUAAACACGGAUGGAGGGAUCAUGCCCUUCGUCCUUCCUAGUAAAUGGACUUUGCUCACUGGCGAUUCUGAAAGACACAUGUUUUCGGUGUUUGUCAAGCGAAUUGAGCCUCUAAGAAAGAUGGGUCUAUUGAUGAGUGUCGCCAAUCAUACAGUAGAAGUUAUUCCUAGCGAUACCAUUCCUACCGUUACUGUUGAUGGCGAGGUGAUCGACCAUGAAAAUGGCCUUUCCGUUCUGGAAGGCGACGCUCAUUAUAUUUUACGGGUGAUUUGGAGUCAAGAUCGUUUGAUCAUUCAAACUAAACAUAAUGCAUUCGACCUCGAAUGGACUGAAAGAUCUGUCGCUUUAGCUAUGAGCACUGCAUUGCAAGGAAGAGUGACGGGGCUCUGUGGCCAUCUAGAUGGUACACAUGUGGAUCGCAUGACGAAAGUAUACACAUUUGAGAAUUGAAUGUUUCAGAAUUUCUUCAGAGAAACAUCGUAGUAAAGUAGAUAAUUUCAACACGAGUAUCUACGUUAGCUAUCUUUCUACCUAUAAUCAGAUGAAAUGUCAAACAUGAUGAAUUAUAUCAACGAUUGUAAACGUCGUAUAACGACAUACUUUCAUACAAUAAUAAAAAGCUGUAAUUUUUUCUGA
Messenger RNA from Neodiprion fabricii, 4814 nucleotides. RefSeq lists its product as uncharacterized. Gene Ontology annotation, molecular function: lipid carrier activity. Gene Ontology annotation, biological process: lipid transport. The coding region runs from base 72 to 4628 and encodes 1518 amino acids. The record is from RefSeq and is a predicted model, not a curated record. The transcript is spliced from 16 exons. Lineage: Eukaryota; Metazoa; Arthropoda; Insecta; Hymenoptera; Diprionidae.